AUGUCAGGUGCCAAUAAUACAUCUGCGAAUGACCUAUCCGCUACUGAGUCUAAUUCUAAUUCAGUAGCAAGUGCACCAUCUAUCAAGACUGAACAUGGUGACUCCAAAAACUCUCUCAACCUAGAUGCGGCUGAACCACCUAUUGACUUACCCCAGAAACCUCUUUCUGCAUAUAGCACCGUCGCAAUCCUGUGUUUAAUGAUCGCAUUUGGCGGUUUCAUCUUCGGUUGGGACACCGGUACCAUCUCUGGUUUUGUUAACCUGUCUGACUUUAUCAGAAGGUUUGGUCAAAAAAACGACGAGGGAACUUACUACUUGUCGAAAGUAAGAAUGGGUUUGAUUGUCUCAAUUUUCAACAUUGGCUGCGCAAUAGGUGGGAUUGUCCUGUCGAAAGUCGGUGAUAUAUAUGGCCGUCGUAUUGGAUUGAUUACAGUCACUGCCAUCUACGUCGUAGGCAUCCUGAUCCAGAUAACCUCGAUAGACAAGUGGUACCAGUACUUUAUUGGAAGAAUUAUUUCUGGCCUAGGAGUGGGAGGCAUUGCUGUCCUUUCCCCAAUGUUGAUAUCUGAAGUCGCUCCCAAACAUAUCAGAGGAACCCUUGUCCAGCUGUACCAGCUGAUGGGUACAAUGGGUAUUUUUCUAGGCUACUGUACCAAUUACGGUACCAAGAACUAUCAUAAUGCCACUCAAUGGAGAGUCGGCCUUGGUCUUUGCUUUGCCUGGGCCACAUUCAUGGUUAGUGGGAUGAUGUUCGUCCCAGAAUCACCACGUUACCUGAUCGAGGUUGGUAAAGAUGAGGAAGCCAAACGUUCGCUGUCGAAAUCCAACAAAGUUUCAGUCGACGACCCUGCCUUGUUAGUCGAAUAUGAUACCAUAAAGGCAGGCAUCGAGCUUGAAAAGUUGGCAGGUAACGCGUCAUGGUCUGAGCUACUCUCCACUAAAACGAAAGUCUUCCAGCGUGUGCUCAUGGGAGUGAUGAUUCAAUCGCUGCAGCAAUUGACGGGUGACAACUACUUCUUUUAUUACGGUACGACCAUUUUCAAGUCCGUCGGCUUAAAGGACUCCUUUCAGACAUCGAUCAUUAUCGGUGUGGUCAAUUUUUUCUCUUCAUUUAUAGCAGUAUACACUAUUGAGAGGUUUGGACGCCGUACGUGCCUGUUGUGGGGUGCCGCUUCUAUGUUAUGCUGCUUUACUGUGUUUGCCUCCGUUGGUGUAACGAAGCUGUGGCCUCAAGGAAGCAGCCACCAGGAUAUUACUUCUCAAGGCGCCGGUAACUGUAUGAUUGUAUUCACCAUGUUCUUCAUUUUUUCGUUCGCCACCACCUGGGCAGGCGGCUGUUAUGUUAUAGUGUCAGAAACGUUCCCUCUUAGAGUCAAAUCAAGAGGAAUGGCAAUUGCAACAGCUGCAAACUGGAUGUGGGGAUUUUUGAUUAGUUUUUUCACCCCAUUUAUCACCGGUGCAAUCAACUUUUAUUACGGUUAUGUCUUCUUAGGCUGUCUAGUCUUUUCCUACUUUUACGUCUUUUUCUUUGUCCCAGAAACAAAAGGCCUGACGCUGGAGGAGGUGAAUACUAUGUGGCUGGAGGGUGUCCCAGCAUGGAAGUCCGCUUCAUGGGUACCACCGGAGAGAAGAACAGCAGAUUAUGAUGCCGACGCAAUAGACCACGACGAUAGGCCAAUCUACAAGAGGUUCUUCUAA
Saccharomyces paradoxus is the source of this 1698-nucleotide messenger RNA. It is a transcript of the gene HXT9, whose product is annotated as hexose transporter HXT9. Gene Ontology annotation, cellular component: plasma membrane. The transcript has a single exon. The record is from RefSeq and is a predicted model, not a curated record. Lineage: Eukaryota; Fungi; Ascomycota; Saccharomycetes; Saccharomycetales; Saccharomycetaceae. Gene Ontology annotation, biological process: carbohydrate transport; transmembrane transport. Gene Ontology annotation, molecular function: carbohydrate:proton symporter activity. The coding region runs from base 1 to 1698 and encodes 565 amino acids.